Pelobates fuscus (common spadefoot toad) is the source of this 3161-nucleotide messenger RNA. It is a transcript of the gene FZD2, whose product is annotated as frizzled class receptor 2. The transcript has a single exon. NCBI's taxonomy places the organism in Eukaryota, Metazoa, Chordata, Amphibia, Anura, Pelobatidae. Gene Ontology annotation, molecular function: Wnt receptor activity; Wnt-protein binding. The record is from RefSeq and is a predicted model, not a curated record. Gene Ontology annotation, biological process: non-canonical Wnt signaling pathway; canonical Wnt signaling pathway. Gene Ontology annotation, cellular component: plasma membrane. The coding region runs from base 446 to 2110 and encodes 554 amino acids.
ACCGGUUUGAUCAGAAGUCGGGAGGAGGGAAGCGGGACACAAAGAGAAAGUGAUCCGGAUCAGAACCAGCGGUGGGGCAGUCUGGGGAUCUCACUCUGAGCUGGACUGGACAGACCCGGCACACUCCCUGAGGGACUGGGACAGCUGGCCUGGGAGAAGCCCCAGAAAUCAGGGAGGUGACAAGGGGGCAUCCUGGGAUAACUACAUGCAAACUCUGCCCAAACUGCAGGUAACUGGGACAAAAGUGACCCCCGAGGACACAGUUUCACCCCUCCAGGUCCUGUUGAGUGCAUUUAGACCAGAAGUGUACUUGGUGCAGUUUGAGUGGUGAGAGCCCUGCAGGAGAUUUUUUUUUUUUUUGUGUGACUGCUGUUCAUUGAUUUGUCCACAAAGGCAAGAUUUCAUAUAAAGAGGACUUGUGUAUACUGUCAGCCCCUGCCCAACUAUGCAGGGUGUCACUAGAGUCACCCCUCUUCAAGUGCUUUGCUGCCUUCUUGCCCUGUGCCUCCUGGCGUCUGCCCAACUCCAUGGCGAAAAGGGCAUCUCCGUGCCAGAGCAUGGAUUUUGUCAGCCCAUUUCCAUCCCCCUGUGCACAGAUAUUGCAUACAACCAAACCAUCAUGCCCAACCUCUUGGGUCACACCAACCAGGAAGAUGCUGGUCUAGAGGUCCACCAGUUCUACCCGCUUGUGAAGGUCCAGUGUUCUUCAGAGCUUCGGUUCUUCCUUUGCUCCAUGUAUGCGCCAGUGUGCACGGUUCUGGAACAGGCCAUCCCUCCGUGCAGGUCUAUAUGUGAGCGUGCAAGGCAUGGGUGUGAAGCCCUUAUGAACAAAUUUGGCUUCCAGUGGCCAGAAAGACUGCGGUGUGAGAACUUCCCUCGCCAGGGUUCAGAGCAGAUCUGUGUUGGUCAGAACCAUACAGAUGACAUGGGGCCCACUCUUUUGACUACUAACCCACCGCUGCAUGGAACACCAGGACCAGCCAUCUAUGCCACCCUUGACCACCCUUUUCACUGCCCUCGAGUGCUAAAGGUCCCAAGCUAUCUCAACUAUAGAUUUUUGGGAGAGAAGGACUGUGCAGCCCCUUGUGAACCAUCCAAGAAUGAUGGUUUCAUGUUCUUCAGCCAAGAGGAAAUACAAUUUGCCCGAGUCUGGAUCCUCAUCUGGUCAGUGCUUUGCUGCGCCUCAACUUUUUUCACAGUGACCACCUACUUAGUGGACAUGCAAAGAUUCAGAUAUCCUGAAAGGCCCAUCAUUUUCUUGUCUGGGUGCUACACUAUGGUGUCUGUAGCCUAUAUUGCUGGCUUUGUUCUUCAGGACAAAGUGGUGUGCAAUGAGGCCUUCUCAGAUGAUGGCUACAAAACUGUGGUGCAAGGAACCAAGAAGGAAGGAUGCACUAUCCUUUUCAUGAUGCUUUAUUUUUUCAGCAUGGCUAGCUCCAUCUGGUGGGUGAUUCUCUCUCUUACCUGGUUCCUGGCCGCUGGGAUGAAAUGGGGCCAUGAAGCAAUAGAAGCAAACUCUCAAUAUUUUCACCUUGCUGCAUGGGCAGUGCCAGCAGUAAAGACUAUUACCAUUUUGGCUAUGGGUCAGAUAGAUGGCGACCUUCUCAGUGGUGUCUGUUUUGUAGGACUUAAUAGCAUUGACCCGCUGAGAGGAUUCGUGCUGGCACCUCUUUUUGUCUACCUCUUUAUUGGAACAUCCUUCCUUCUGGCUGGCUUUGUAUCUCUGUUCAGGAUAAGGACAAUUAUGAAGCAUGAUGGUACGAAGACAGAGAAGCUGGAGAGACUUAUGGUUCGUAUAGGAGUUUUCAGUGUCCUCUACACGGUUCCUGCCACAAUUGUCAUUGCAUGCUAUUUCUAUGAGCAAGCUUUCAGAGAGCAUUGGGAGCGUAGUUGGGUGAGCCAAAACUGCAAGAGCCUUGCCAUCCCGUGCCCUCUCCAAUACACCCCAAGAAUGACCCCGGACUUUACGGUCUACAUGAUCAAAUAUCUCAUGACUCUCAUUGUUGGCAUCACUUCUGGCUUUUGGAUCUGGUCAGGGAAGACUCUACACUCAUGGAGAAAGUUUUACACAAGACUCACCAACAGCAAACAUGGGGAGACUACAGUUUGAGGAUUGCUUUGGAUUUGUGGUGGGACCCAUCCCACCCUACUACGUAGACUACCGUUGACUGUUUACUCUUCAGCCAUGUUUUUAACUUCAUCCCACUUCCUCUGGAUUUGACUUUGGUCUGUGUAGUUCUCCAUUUGGUACCAUAGGUGAAUCUAUCUCCUGGAGCUGUAAUUAAGACUGUAAAUAGCAGUUUUGUAAAUUUCUUAUAUAUUUCUAUUUAAAGUAUUGGGCUAAAAAAAUGAAUUGCAGAAGAUUUUCGUAGACAUGAGAAGAUUCAGCCGUUCCUCCCUCCUCCCCUUUUCUUCAACUCUUAGUUGGCAGUACUUUCUCUAAAAUGGAUUCAUAUAGACUUCAGUCUGUUUAUCUUGGCUGUUGAUGGGUACUUCCAUUCUGCUUUAUGUUCAAUGUCACAGCUAAAUAUUUGGAUUUGUACUUUUUUUUUUUUUUUUCUCCUUUCCAUAUUACAUUUUUUGGGGGGGGAGAGGGAAGGGACAACCAAAAAACAUUGGAAAUUCAUCUUAAUUUUGUGUGUGUUAGAAGUUCUUAUAAGACAGACGCUGCUCUAAUUGUGCCUAGCAUGGCCCCAUUUUUGGUUGGGGGUUGGGGGAUGUGUAACUGCAGUUAAGAUUCCUUGUUUAUAAUGUUGCCAUUCUCCUAAAAAGCACACGUUUUAUACCCUUCUCCCAAUUUUGGUUUUAUAAUGCAUGAUUUAAAAAACAAACAAACAAUUUUUAAACACCUUUUCUAAAUUCCAGUUAAGUUAGUGGUUUUGUUUUGUUCUGUUUUUUUUUUUUAGAUAUAUAUAUGUUUACCUAGUAAUGCUGGGUUUGUGGUACAGAUUUUCAGUAAACUGGAAUUUAAGUGUUAAAGAGGGAUUAUUUUUUUUUUUUUUUUUUUUUUUUUUUUUUUUUUUCUACACCAUUUUUGCAAGCUUUACUUGCCCUCUAGGUGAAUCACUAAGGCCCAGCUUUUGUCUCCUCUAAUUUUUGGAGAAAUAUAAUUAAAAUAUUGAUGUGUUUUUUAAUGUUUUAUUUCUAUGUAAUGUUAUUGU